AUGGAGACGACAGAGGGUCGAGACCAAGCGGCCUCAGCCCCACGCGGCCCACGCAUUUCCAACGCCUGCGAGGCAUGCCGCGCCGCUAAGGUCAAGUGUCAGGCCAGCACCCAACUGGGCAUAUGCAAGAGAUGCCUCGGUUCCAAACGCGAGUGUAUCUUCAAGACUGGACCUCGGACCAGACGGCCUAGGCAGCCGAAGCGCCAGAACCCAACAGCAGGCUCUGCGUCCUCCUCCUCUUCUACCACCGCACCCCUUCGCUACCCACCCCCACCAGGACCGUCCCAGACCUUCACUAUCGACAUCCCCAUGCCCGCGGAUGACGACAUAACCGACUCCCUCGAGGCCCUGCGCCUGACCCACGAUAAGGCCAUCGAUAUGCUCGUGCCGCACAUCUCCGACGGCAACGAGGAUGACUAUGGCAUCGAUUACGACCAGGAGGAAAUGGACUACGACUGGCUUGACCAAGCAUCUGCAUCCGGCGCAGACGGCUCCGUGCUCUCGCAGGCCUCAUCGCUACCCGUAGGCGCGUCAGCGCUGUCCACGCCGCCUAGUAGUGCCCUUCCUCCAACGCAGCAUCGGGAGCAGGAUCCGCCGGCGGGAGGCGGGGACGGGGUGAAGGCGUCGAGAUUGAGGAUGCUAGCUAGUUUAAGACUGCAGCCGCAGUUCAAUCUCGACUCAGCAGCAAAAUUGCUCGAGACCUUCAGGAAGACCAUGCUGAGUCACUUUCACUGCGUUGUGGUAAGGGAGGAGGAUACGGUUGCGAGCAUGGCCAGGGAGAGGCCGUUUGUUUUGCUAGCAGUGCUGGCGGCUGCGAGUGGCAGUCGGACACUACAGGGUCAUAGUCUCUAUGACGAGGAGUUUAGGAAAAUUCUUGGGUUAAAGUUUGUGGCGGGGGGUGAGAGGACGUUGGAGCUGCUUCAGGGGUUGGUGAUUUACAUUGCCUGGUACCCGUUCCAUCUGCGACCAAGGAACAGACAAGCUCUUCAGUACAUACGGAUGGUUGUCGAUAUUGUCAGCGACCUUGAGCUGGACCAGGACCCUGGCACCGAUUCAAUGGAAAUCACCCCUACCCCUGAACGACUCGAGCAGAUCAGACUGUACCUCGCAAGCUACUACCUGGCCUCAGCCUUCGCCUCCACAUGGAGCAGGUCCCCGCCACUGACCUACACUGACUACACCGCCCGCUGCUGCGAUCUCAUCCAACACCACAGCCGGCUGGAAGGAGACCACGUCCUGGCCUGGCAAGUCCGCCUCGAGCGCCUCGUCGAAGAGACCAACGACCUGCGCCGCACGCAGCGCGGGCAUUCCCAGAGCGAGUACCAGAUCGGCCUCAUGAUCCGGGGCAUGGAGACGGAGCUGGCCGAAUGGGAGACUAACAUGAACCCGGAUAUUGCCUCAGUGUCGUCGAUCCGCAUCGGCGUCCUUUUUACGCGCGUCUUCCUGUCCGGCGCCCCGUUGCUGAAGCUGCCGUCGGUCAAGCUGCCCCCGCUGGAUUCGUCGUCGGCGUUUCGCGCCGAUUCGCAGAGGCUGAUGUCGGUAAUACCAGCGCUGCACGAGCUCUACGAGUACCUCCUCUCGCUCGACCCAGCCGACGUUAAUUCCUUUGUCGGCAUCGAGUGGGGCGCGCUCAUCCUGUCUGUCAUCCUCGGGUUCCGCAUGUCCUUUCCGCUUGCCGUCUGUCCUGAGUGGGAUGACCGCGCGGCGAGGGAGGCAGUCAGGUUUGGCGAGUACAUUGACAGAUUCUGCGAGAUGGGACGUUCAAAGGAUGGAGAGAGCGGCGCGGAGGUCAAGGCCAGCGUGGCGGCGGCUAACAACGACAACGUCGCACCCGCGCUGGGCGGCCAGCAGAGGAGCAUGGAUGUCCUCACCGCGAGCAAGAUUGUGCUGGACAUGGUCAAGACGAAGUUCAUGAGGCGGGUCGCCAAGCUGGAGGGUCUAGCCGCCGCUCAGCAGAGACAGCAGCAACAGCACGUAGCGGCGAUGCUGGCAGAGGCGGCGCCACACCCGCUGCCAAUGCAGUCUUCGAAUGCGCACGAUCCAGCCGUGGGCGGAUGCCCCAUGAUGGAUGGCAGUCUGGAGGCCUACUACAAGUACUGGGACGAAACUUUCAGCAACAACCUGGUUGCUGCCAGCACAUCUGCUGCUACCGGAAGGCCAGGAGGAGCAGACGACACGGGGCAAGUCGGGGUAGAGUCUGCCGGGGCUGGCCUGCCGAACGACUUGUGGACGGCCUUGACGAUGGGGUGGGCUCAGGAGGGAAUGAGCUUCAACGGCCUAUGA
Parathielavia appendiculata is the source of this 2283-nucleotide messenger RNA. RefSeq lists its product as uncharacterized. Gene Ontology annotation, biological process: regulation of DNA-templated transcription. Gene Ontology annotation, molecular function: transcription cis-regulatory region binding; DNA-binding transcription factor activity, RNA polymerase II-specific; zinc ion binding. Lineage: Eukaryota; Fungi; Ascomycota; Sordariomycetes; Sordariales; Chaetomiaceae. The transcript is spliced from 5 exons. The record is from RefSeq and is a predicted model, not a curated record. Bases 1 to 2283 code for a protein of 760 amino acids. Gene Ontology annotation, cellular component: nucleus.